Molecule: messenger RNA, 4472 nt
Organism: Branchiostoma floridae (Florida lancelet)
Lineage: Eukaryota; Metazoa; Chordata; Leptocardii; Amphioxiformes; Branchiostomatidae
Product: cAMP-dependent protein kinase catalytic subunit alpha-like
Biological process (GO): peptidyl-serine phosphorylation
Cellular component (GO): cAMP-dependent protein kinase complex; nucleus
Molecular function (GO): ATP binding; cAMP-dependent protein kinase activity
Source: RefSeq, a predicted model, not a curated record
CACAUUUUCUAAUAAAUCAGGUCCUUGGCGUAGUUGAAUUGACACAAAAUUCAAAACAAAACCAGACUUGUAUGAUGUGAUGAUUUAGCUCUGAUCUGUUCGGCUUGUUUUAGAAGUACGAAUUGCGGAGUGAUCCGCGCAGUUAGGUUUUCCUCACGGCUUGUUUGGCUGUCGGCACAUCCCAGUCAGCAGGAAUCGGACCUGGUAUUUUGUUACUUUCCAUUGAAAAUUUUCGCCGAAAUUAUCCGAAGAUCGCGACGAUCUGAUCCCGGGCCGCUCAUCCAGUAGCCUCAGACGAUGGGAAAUGCAGCCGCGGCCAGGAGGGGAGAUCCCGCCGACACUGCCACUGCAUCAAAGAAGUCAGACAUUCUAAGUAAGGCCAUAGGGAAAAUCUCUAAAGGCCAUGGUGAUGGCUCGUACUCAGACAGUGUGAAAGAGUUCCUUGCAAAAGCCAAAGAAGACUUCACCAAGAAAUGGGAGAGUCCAUCACAGAACACAGCGGCGCUGGAUGAAUUUGACCGGCUGAAGACGCUGGGAACGGGGUCGUUCGGCCGCGUCAUGUUGGUGCAACAUAAAGCCACGCAAAACUUCUACGCCAUGAAGAUACUUGACAAACAGAAGGUUGUAAAAUUGAAGCAGGUUGAGCACACGCUGAAUGAGAAGCGAAUCCUGCAGGCCAUUAGCUUCCCCUUCCUUGUUAGCUUAGAGUUCCACUUCAAGGACAACUCCAAUCUCUACAUGGUGCUGGAGUAUGUACCGGGUGGAGAGAUGUUCUCCCAUUUACGACGGAUAGGAAGAUUCAGUGAGCAGCACUCCAGGUUCUAUGCAGCCCAGAUUGUGCUGACGUUCGAGUACCUGCAUUCCUUGGACAUCAUCUACAGGGACUUGAAGCCAGAGAACUUACUUAUAGACCAGCUGGGCUACCUCAAGGUGACAGAUUUUGGGUUUGCGAAGCGGGUGAAAGGGAGAACGUGGACGCUGUGUGGAACACCUGAGUACCUGGCCCCAGAGAUUAUCCUCAGCAAGGGCUACAACAAGGCAGUAGACUGGUGGGCGCUGGGCGUGCUGGUGUAUGAAAUGGCGGCCGGGUAUCCUCCCUUCUUUGCCGACCAGCCCAUCCAGAUCUACGAGAAGAUUGUUUCAGGGAAGGUUCGCUUCCCGUCCCACUUCAGCUCGGACCUGAAGGACCUACUGCGGAACCUGCUGCAGGUGGACCUGACCAAGCGCUACGGCAACCUGAAGAACGCCGUCAACGACAUCAAGAACCACAAAUGGUUCCAGACCACGGACUGGAUCCUGGUCUACCAGCGGAAGGUCGAAGCUCCCUUCAUCCCCAAGUGCAAAGGUCCGGGGACUCCAGUAACUUUGAUGACUAUGAAGAGGAACCUCUCCGCAUCUCCGCAACAGAAAAGUGUGCAAAGGAGUUCCACGAUUUCUGAUGGGGCGCCAACGCGGUCGCAGAACAGGGGGGAACAAAACUGGCCAGAAGGUUCAACAACAACAACAACAACAACAACAACAACUCGCAGCCAUCUCUUAGUAGUAAACAUGAACGGCGGACUACGUAUCGUAGUGUUGCCCACCUUUUCAGUAUUGUUCGAGGCGAUUGUAAGGAAUUCUUGCCACCAUGUCAGAUGCUAACUACACCGUCGCACGUUCCCACGGUUUUCCUCCAAGAGUCCACACACCGCUGUCGUAGGACCUGCCGGGCCGGGUGAAACCGCAAGGCUGUCGCUUCUUUUCCCGACGUACGACGGCCGCACUUUUCCAUGGCAGCAGGACGUUAUUAUCGAUUCUAGUGAAAAGUGGAACAGGUCAACCCACUAGCGGGGUGUCAGAGCUCAAGUUUUAAGUCAGGGAGAUGAAACAAAAAAUCUUUGACUCAUUUCGGCUGUGUUUUCAUACUGUUUUCAAAGGUAGUAAGCAGGGAAGGGUGUUGUUAACCCUCUUUCUGCUGCCUAAACCUGUAACCAACACAGAUUUAGUGCCAUUUGGCUACUGCAGCAGAAAGGGGGUUAAAGUAGGAUAACUCAGCCAGAUACGUCUUGUUGUUACGCCAGUUUUCGAAGUGGUUGUUUGACUCGGCCCUCCCCAAAUUUAUCUAUGCUGAAGUUGAUGCAAUGUUGAGAAUAUGAAAACUAGUUAUCAUAAUCGGCUGUUCAUUAGUAGACCUCCUGUGCGAAGUUUACAACAACGAGACCAACAAUUUUCGCUCCAACUCCGAGAAACCGCUUCGAAAGCCGACAUAACCACGGUGCACCACAGGAGACCCUAAGAAGGGAUCCUUCCUGAUCUCCAAGCAGAUCCCACAAUGGCAUAAGAUAGUACCAAACUGGCCAAGGAGUGUAGGUGGCCAAAAGGUGUACAUUUGCCCCGGUAGCGAAACACACUCCUAAGCCGGCUUCACUCCUCUGCCAGCUUUUGAUACUAUCUUAUGCUACCGUAGGAUCUGCUUGGGGAUUAGAUCCUUCCCACGAAUUCUGACAUGCAUGUCCGUCUGCUGGCCAGUGGAACAUUGUUUCUUACCUUGUUAAAGUAAGCCACACACUGUCUUGUCCAUAAUUGACCGAUUGCCUCCUCUCUCUGUAAGCGUCCGGCCAAACCACCCUCUUAUGUCAGCCUCUUGAUUGUCCACUUCUUUUUAACUGUCCCCCUGCUGACCUGGCCAUCUGGUACCAAGUUUGUAUUGGUGACAGGGUUAAGCAACAGGGAGGAUGUUAAGCCGACAUUUUCUUAGAAAUUGGUUUUUCUUUCACAAGAAAGCAAAAGAUGCACAUAGUAUGGAAACUAAUCCUUUGUAAACUAAGAAAGGCCUACCACUGUUUCCCUUCCCAACACGUUGACAACCGCUAAAACCGAAAAAUUGGUUUGAGGCUCAAAAUUGGAGCGUUCAAUUGACAAAAACACUUUUCUUCUGGUAUCAGUAGUUGGAAAAGUUUAUUUUUGGAAGAUUCACCUUCAACUGUGAGCUAGCAAUUCCCCAUGGCGACCCUAAGCUCCCCCAUUGUUGUACAUUUGAAAAAUUCAAAGAGGAAUGUUCGUGGUUUCUUGAGGCUUACAGGUUGCGAAGGCAAGCAAAUGAUUAGUUUGAACGUAGAAAACAAUGUGCCUCCAUGUGUAGCAGUCAGUCCACACUGUUUUAUUCUUAGUGUCAUAUUUGAUUAUCAUAGAUUUGUGUACCUAUUCUUGUAUAUGGAGAAGAACAGACUUGUACAAUAAGUACCCAAGGGAAUAGGCUUCGAUUGUGUCAUUGUGCUAACUUUUCCCCCUGAGUUUAGGUGAGGUAGCGUAGCCUGUUUCUAAAUUUUGUGCGUUCCAGGAGAGUCUGUGCAAUUGGAAAGGCGUCUGUGUUGAAUUUUUAUUUUGUAGACCAUUUUUCUAGCUCUGUGUAGUGAGGAGGGGGUUCUAGUGUAGUAGUGUUCAUUUGUGCUCUGUAAUGUUUUGCAUAUGUAGAACUGGCAAGGCAAUGUUACUCCUGCAUUCCCGAAGGAAAAAUUGCGAAUUUUCACCACAAUGUCCUUAAAGUAAACAUUUGGGGAUUUUCCAUUUUUAUCAAGCCACAAAAAAACUUAACCAUUUGUCUUUUCCUUUUGGGAAUGGACUGAGCAUUCAUAGUUUGUACUUCACUCCAUAGCAUUGUUUUGUAUAUAUGGUGGGAAAAGAAGGUCCUCAGAUGUAAUGUAGCCAACCUCUGUUGCUAACCGUUCAGUAGUUUUCCUCCAAUUUUCUACAUCAGAGGUACGUGUAUUAAAGAAAGAUUUUGGAAUUCUUCUGGUUUUGAGGCAGAACCGUUACCUAAUCUGCAAUGUUGCCAAUUUCUCGUCAAAUGGCUGUGAUGGUAGAAUACUGACGUAGCACCUAGAGAGCCUUUUUUCUCUUCUGCACCUGCUUUCUUCCAGACCCGUAUUUUUGCACAAAGAAAUGAAAUUAUUAUGGUGGAUGUUGUAAAAAAAAAAAAUACGCAAAAACAAAUAAUACUUCCUGUUUGGUAGUAGCUAUUCUAAGAUGGCGUAACCUUAAGAAACAGUGGUAGUAGUGUUUGGAAUUAAGAUGGUAUAGGAAGAAAACAUCCCUUCUUUGUUUCCAGAAAGUAUUGUUUUUUUUUCUGGAAGUGUUGUUGCCCUGUUUGGGCACCAGUGAGACACAAAUUUGGAGGUGUGUUGCAGCAGCUACAUGUACUGAAGAGAGAAAGAGUAGUUGAACUGAGAUGUUUGAUCGUUGUUCGACGGUCCACUUACGUUGUUCAAAGUUCGACAGGUUAUGCUGAAGUAGACAAGGCUAUGCUAAAUAUACAUAUACAUAAAUAUAUAUAUAUAUAUAUAUCUGGUUUCUGUACUGUGCCCAUACUUCCGUUGGAGGGGUGUACUUGUUCCUUCCACUGUUGUUGCUGUUGUAAAAAUGUCUAGUUUUAGGCGUAAUCUUCCCAGAGUUUUUAUCAUAUAUCAAUGAUCCUGGAGAUAGAUUUUUGAACA